This is a messenger RNA of Malassezia globosa CBS 7966, 2814 nucleotides long. RefSeq lists its product as uncharacterized. Gene Ontology annotation, molecular function: RNA binding; pseudouridine synthase activity. The transcript has a single exon. Lineage: Eukaryota; Fungi; Basidiomycota; Malasseziomycetes; Malasseziales; Malasseziaceae. Gene Ontology annotation, biological process: enzyme-directed rRNA pseudouridine synthesis. The record is from RefSeq and is a predicted model, not a curated record. Bases 1 to 2814 code for a protein of 937 amino acids.
AUGACGGAGCGAAUGGCGACGCCUGGUCUGCGACGCCUUCCUCCAUAUUGGCACGAGUAUAAGACUCGUGCAAAGACUCGCUGGUAUGGUCGCCAGAUCCUAGAAGUGUUCACGACAGAGUUUCGCGAUCGCACAAAGGAAUACUACAUAUGGGCCAUCCAUCAUGGACUGUGCACGGUAAAUGGACACCCAGUAACGCCGACGUAUCAGAUCCAAAAUAACGACUUUCUUGUCAACAGAGUACACCGGCAUGAGCCUGCUGUUACGAAUGCGCCGGUGCGCAUCCUUCACCGAGACGAUAGCCAAGGCCGCAUCGUUGUUGUCAAGCCAGGAAGCAUACCUGUGCAUGCGACUGGCCGAUAUCAUCAUCACACGUUGGUGGAAAUGGUGAAAGAGCAGGCAAAGCUUCAGAACCUGUACACAAGCAAUCGGCUGGACCGACUCACUUCAGGUAUCAUGGUUUGCUCUACGACGAAAGAGGCUGCCUGUGAACUGGGCAAUGACUUUAAUGCUGGGCUCGUGAACAAGGCAUACGUGUGCCGAGUCGUAGGCCGUUUUCCUGAUGGCAUCGUUGACUGCACCGAGCCAAUUUUAAGUGUCGAUCGGCAAAGCGGGCUGAACAUCGUACAUCCCAAGGGCAAAGAGUGUAGAACCCUGUUCCAGCGUCUCUCAUAUGACGCUGCCACCGACUCGAGUGUGCUUGUUUGUCGUCCGAUCACCGGUCGCACACACCAGAUCCGCGUACAUGCGCAAUGGCUCGGCCAUGCCAUCAGCAAUGACCCCCUUUACAAUCAUCCUGUGUGGGCGACAGUGGAUCGUGACGUGCUAUCAACUGCACAGCCGCGUCACUACGAGCGAGUGGGUGGCGAGUCUGGCAAUGUCGAGGUAGAGCGUGUAUUGACAGCCCUAAAAGGCCAGCGGGACGACUCGGAAGGCUGGGCUCGCUGGCGCGAUCAGGUCCUUUUUGGCGCUUUGAAUCGACAGUUGGGAUACGAGGAUAUCUAUGUGCCUGGACCCAACGGACAGCCAGCAUACCGGCCGUCAUUUUGUCAAGCGCAUGACAAUGACGACGAUAGCAACACCAAAGAUAACAAGGGCACUGAUGGCGCGAAGGACGUUGAGGCUGCUGCCACUGCCACUUCCGAUACCUGCAGUGUGUGUCACAUUCCCUUGUUACCCGACCCUGCACCAGGUGAAUUGUUUAUCUAUCUUCAUGCCAUCAAGUACUGGACCGACUCGUGGGUAUUUGAAGAUGAGUUGCCAUGGUGGGCAUGCACAACGACCUGGCAAAAUCCUGACGCUCCACCGCAGCACGAGCGACUCCCGUCGUUGCCACUCAUAGAACACCAUGCUGGCCACGAUGCCCUGGGGCUCGGAAAGGGCGGCGCGCAUCGACGGGUAGAUGCAUCAUCAUCCAGCGCUAUUUCACCUGGCAUAUCUCUCGGCAAUAUACCCUACGCAUCGCGCCCACAACACAAUGUGUCUGACCGAGAGAUGCCUCCAGUGUGCGUGGAAGUGACUCGCGGCUUGGAAGAUGCAGUCCAACGUGAGCUUCUCCAGUGCGUGCCACACACGGACACAUGUUGCAUCACCACAGCGUUGCAUUCUGGAAUUCUCAAAGUGGAUGCGCCGCUGCAUGCUCAUGUGUUGGCUUGCUACAAUGCCGAUGAGCUCCCGAUAGCAAUCGCUUUGUACUUUUUGAUGGGACAUACGACUCUCCCCCGGGUUAUGCUCGAUGCUCUUUUCGCCGAACGUGUAGAGGCGCUGGGGAAGUCUGGUCCACAGCACGAGAAAAACGCGCCGCCGACGCCCUCGGAGCACGCGCUGCUUGCUUGGCUCGAGGAGUUAUGGGAUGCUCAUGCUGGUGACCGUAUACAUGCACUGGCAGCAUGGAAACAUCAUGCGGCUGGAACACCCCCACAGACAUGGUGUGUGGUUGUGGAUCGGAGCAGUUAUGUGUUUCCGACGCUGAGCACAGCUGCUUUGGAGUCGCAUAUAUCCAAGCUUGUUACUACAUGGCUCGACACAGAGGCUGUGCCGGCCUUGCCAGCCCCUCGCUCACAGGCUGACAUGCUGAUUAAGUGUACGUUUGCACCACGCUAUGGUGUGGAUGAGUCGCUUGUCUCAGGACCGCGUGCGAGACAAGGAAAUCCCUCUGGGACCUGUUUCUUCCAGCUUCAUGUGCCGGGCACGCUGGCCGUGUCGUCAUCCGAUGCGCUGCGAACCCGAAUUGCACGCGCACGUGCGCAUGCGCUAUCUGCGUUGUUGCCGAUUGGUGAUGGUAGAUGUCGCAUAAGCACAUGCAACAGCACGACGCCGUCAUUCAUCGAGGCCUUGGAGCACAUGCUCCGAGUUCGGGGGCGGGAGGCGUGUGUUGUGCGCGGUGCACCCAAGCAAGCAUACAGCAUGCAAAGCAUGCUGGUCGAGAUGCCUGAGCGUGCACGCGACAUGCCACAUGCUUUUCUAUUUGAUCACUACAUGGCAGAGCUUGAACACAUUGCGCAAGGCUUGGAGCCUGGCGGGCAUGCACUCGUUCUAGCCGACGAGCCCAAGACACUUCAACGUGCAGUGCGUGAGCUCGAGAAUCGUGCUAGGCGCGAGCAGCAUGAGCACGUACUGCGCUGGAGCCCUGUGACCUGGCUCGAUACGAGGGCUUGGCCGUCUGAAGACGCGCGGACGUUGGCCGACGCGCGUGUCGAGUCACAGAUGCGUGGAGGUUGGCGAUCAUAUAUGUACCAUCGGACAUUUUUGGGGAUGCUUGUGCAAGCGCCGCUAUAUGACGUAAGCAAGGCGACGGUCUCUUCUGGUUUAUAG